Molecule: messenger RNA, 10113 nt
Organism: Astyanax mexicanus (Mexican tetra)
Lineage: Eukaryota; Metazoa; Chordata; Actinopteri; Characiformes; Acestrorhamphidae
Gene: apc2
Product: APC regulator of WNT signaling pathway 2
Exons: 15
Coding region: 251-7849 (2532 amino acids)
Biological process (GO): Wnt signaling pathway; pattern specification process; negative regulation of canonical Wnt signaling pathway
Cellular component (GO): catenin complex; beta-catenin destruction complex; cytoplasmic microtubule
Molecular function (GO): beta-catenin binding; gamma-catenin binding; microtubule binding
Source: RefSeq, a predicted model, not a curated record
GUAUAAAAAGAAAGAGAGACAUAGAGAGAGGUAGAUAGAGAUAAAGAGAGAGGUAGAUAGAGAGAUAGCGAGAGAGAGAGUGAGAGAGAUAGAGGGAGAGAGAGAGAGGUGGGCACAGUGACAUCAGCGCGUGCAGCAUCCCAGCCUCUCCUCAGUGAAGGCUAAGCUAACGCUAGGUCCGAGUCCACGCCCAGUACCAGCGCCGCCGCUGCUGCUGCUGCUUCACCAUGAGGGACCAGAUCGUGUAAAGAUGUCAAACUCGGUGGCCUCCUAUGACCAGCUGGUGCGGCAGGUGGAGGAUCUCCGCAAGGAGAACUCCCACCUGCGUCGCGAGCUGGAGGACAACUCGCACCACCUGUCCAAGCUGGAGAAUGAGACCUCCGACAUGAAGGAGGUUCUAAAGCAGCUUCAGAGCAAACUGGAGCAGGAGGCCUGCACUCUCGCCUCUUCAGGGAGAGCUGAUGUGCUCGACCAGCUCAAAGAGUUGCACAUGGACUUGACCAACUAUUAUGAGCUCAAGUACCAGCCUCACAACCUGCGUGCGUUCUCUGAGACCAUGACCAGUCAGGUAGGCGACGCGGACGACAGGACGCCUGUGCCUCCAGCCAGCAUCAGCAGGUCCAGGAGCCCUGUCUGUUUAUCGUCCCGUCAGAGCUCGUCUGUGUCCGGGGAGGGCACGGCCGUACACCCUAGCGGCCACCUCCACCCGGCCAUGGGGGCAGAGGGCCGUGUCACUGCUCAGCAUUUAGAGGAUCUCUGCAAGGAGAGGACGAUGCUGCUGAGUGAAAUUAAGAAGGAGGAGACAGAGCGGCGUUGGUAUUAUUCUCAGCUGCAGGGACUCUCACAGAGGCUGGCUGAGUUGCCCCGGAUUGACACAUUCUCCAUUCAAAUGGACCUUAUUCGGCAGCAGUUAGAAUUUGAGGCCCAGCAGCUACGCUCGGUCAUGGAGGAACGGUUUGGUACCAGUGAUGAAAUGGUACAGAGAACACAGAUCCGUGUGGCUCGUCUAGAGCAGCUUGAGAAAGAGCUACAAGAGGCUCAUGGUUCUCGUGGUCCACAGGAGAAGAACACCCAAUCAGAGAGUCAGAGUGCUGACUGCAUCUCCAAAGCAUCUAACAACCCUGAGCAGGAUAAUGGAGCUGGCAGUAGCUCUAUGAUGGAGGCACCCGGAGAAGCAGGGAGCAAAGUGGAGAUGGUGUUCUGGCUGCUGUCUAUGCUGGCCUCCAGAGAUCGGGAGGAGAUGUCCCGUACCUUGUUAGCCAUGUCCAGCUCGCAGGAAAGCUGCAUUGCAAUGCGCAAGUCUGGCUGUGUUCCCUUGCUGGUGCAAAUACUGCAUGACGGAGGACCCGGAGAGACUCAAGGAGCCACAGGCUGUAGCCGCGAGGCGAGAUCCAGAGCUAGCGCUGCUCUGCACAACAUUGUGUACUCGCAGCCUGAUGAGGGCCAGGCUCGGCGUGAGAUGAGGGUACUGCACGUGCUGGAACAGAUCCGCUCACAUUGUGAGAAUGGUUGGGACUGGAUUGAGAACCACACUGGAACCCCAUCCCCUGGUGGUACUAAGAAUGACAUCCCAGAGCCAGUAGAUCCUCAGAUUUGCCAGGCCAUGUGUGCCAUCAUGAAGCUUUCCUUUGAGGAGGAAUACCGAAGGGCCAUGAACGAACUUGGUGGUCUUCAUGUCAUUGCAGAGCUCAUGCAGUUGGAACAGGAGCUGUACGGCAUGCAGAAUGAACCCAUGAAUAUGGCCCUGCGAAGAUAUGCUGGCAUGGCACUCACCAAUCUCACUUAUGGAGAUGUUGUGAAUAAGGCCACACUUUGCACGAAGAAGAGCUGCCUUCAAGCCAUUGUUGCCCAGCUUUCAUCUGAUAGUGAGGAAUUACAUCAGGUGGUCUCAAGCAUUCUUAGGAACCUUUCAUGGCGAGCUGAUAUCAACAGCAAGAGAGCUCUCCGUGACGUUGGCAGUGUGUCAGGACUAAUGGCGUGUGCACUUCAGGCCACAAAGGAAUCCACUUUAAAAAGUGUGCUGAGUGCUUUAUGGAAUUUGUCAGCACAUAGCACUGAGAAUAAAGUGGCGAUUUGCUCUGUUGAUGGUGCUCUUGGGUUUCUGGUCAGUACCCUUACCUACCGGUGUCAAACCAACUCGCUGGCAAUCAUUGAAAGCGGUGGGGGAAUUCUACGCAACGUGUCCAGCCUUGUUGCUACCAGAGAAGAUUACAGACAAGUCCUCAGGGAUCACAACUGCCUCCAGACUUUGCUACAGCACCUGCGAUCUCACAGUCUAACCAUUGUGAGCAACGCCUGUGGAACCCUCUGGAAUCUGUCUGCUCGAAGUCCAAAGGACCAAGAACUACUAUGGGACCUAGGAGCUGUGAGCAUGCUACGCAAUCUCAUCCACUCAAAGCACAAAAUGAUAGCCAUGGGAAGUGCUGCAGCGCUGAGGAACCUCCUCACAAACCGCCCACUCAAGUAUAAAGAUACUGCUGUUGUAUCUCCAGGCUCCUGCAUGCCCUCACUCUAUAUGAGGAAACAGAAAGCCUUAGAGGCCGAAUUGGAUGCAAAACACCUGGCGGAAACUUUCGAUUCACUUGAGAAGCAAAGCCCCAAGCAUUUGAAUAUUAACAAACCCCUACGACACAUAGAGAGCCUGGCCAAGGACUACGCCUCAGACUCUGGUUGCUUCGAUGAUGACGAGGCCCCGAACGUUUCGAGUAGCUUAGACACAGGAACAUUCUCCAUGCUCUCUAUGUUCUUGAACAACUCCAACUUCCUUCAUAAUCAGCCUCGCAAACGAGAGAGUGACCCAGAGCAAGAUGUGGGUCCGGUACCAACAGAGGAUAAAAAGACACAACCUCCUGAAGAUGAAGUGACGGUUGCGGCUGAAAAGUUAGCCAAAAAGAUCACCAACACUGUGGCGAAAAUCGACAAGCUGGUGGAAGAUAUUACCAUGCACACUUCUUCGGAGGACAGCUUCAGUCUCAGUUCUGAGGACCAUUUCGCAGACUGGAAUUAUGGGCCUGACGAUCUUCAUGAAGCACGAGCCAAGUCAUGUUCCCCUUGUGGACUUUCUGAUACCAUCCCUUUUCCUCUGAAAGAACGUUUCAGCAAAGCUCAUGCCCUCAUACGACUUAAAACAGCCAACUCAAGCUUGUCUAAUGACAGCCUUAACAGUGGCAGCACUAGUGAUGGCUAUUGUGGGAGCAAAGACCAAAUUCGACCUUCUAUGAGGCCAGCAGAACAGAAACGUCCAAACAAGCUCGAACUUAAAGUCGCUCAUGAGGAGCUGCUCAAUAGUGGUGCCACUGUUUCCAAAGUAAUCUGCCAGAAUGAGAUACCGGAGAGAGAUUCUGACCCAGCAAAAGAAAUCAAAUUGCCAGAUCAAGGCAGCACAGAUGAAGAGAAAAGUCAAGAACCUCUUGUUGCAACACCGGCAACUGUGUCGACCAGGGUAUCUUCCGAUACUAGCGUACCAACCAUCAAGCUCUCUCCCUCCUAUCAGCAUGUUCCACUGAUCCAGAGUGUUGCCAGGUUUGGUGUCGCAAAGACUGCUAUUGAUGUCCAGGCAGCUCAGGGAAUGAGAAGACAGGCCUGGGUCCCAACUGUGAUGACUGGCGGAAGUAUUAGCAAAUUCUCAGUAUGCUCUGCAAGAAGCCCAACAAUAGGCCAGCUGGAGACACCACAGAAGUAUUCAGUGGAAAACACACCAAUCUGCUUCUCGCGCUGCAGUUCUUUGUCCUCCCUUUCUUCAGGCGAUGGGGCUCUCGAUGGCCAAAGCCAAAGUGAAAACGAGCUGGAGAGUGACUCCUCUCUUGAAAUUAUUGAAGUGGAAGAUGGUGAUGUAGUGAGGAAGCUAGACGAGGAUGAGACACUCGAGGAUCUGAGUGACAGCCAGUUGCUUAUGACAGACCAGAAAACCUGUCCCACAAGUAGCAGUACUUCUGAACCCAUUCAAAUUCCCUGCUCUUUAAGACAUGAAAAGACAUUCCUUAGAACAGCAUCACCGCUCAUAAAUGAAGACAGAUCCCCAUCCAGCUCCUCAGACAACUACAUUCACGAGACACCACUUGUGAUGAGUCGUUGUAGCUCUGUAAGUUCUCUGGGCAGCUUUGAGUCCCCUUCAAUCGCCAGUUCUAUUCAAAGUGAUCCUUGCAGUGAAAUGAUUAGCGGAACUGUGAGCCCGAGUGAUCUCCCAGACAGCCCAGGGCAAACCAUGCCACCAAGUCGCAGUAAAACACCAUGCUGUGCUGAAUCUAAUGGACCGGAGCAGCAGAAUCUUGGAGGUGUUGCAGGCCAAUGGGAAAACAGCCUGCGAAAGUUCAUGGAAAUUGCAGACUUCAAGGAAAGGUUCAACUUGCCCCCAGACCUGGACACAAUGAUCUAUUUCACUGUUGAAAAACCAAUCGAGAAUUUUUCCUGUGCCUCCAGCCUGAGCGCUCUUCCUCUGCAUGAGCACUACGUUCAGAAAGAUGUGGAACUCAAACUUACUCCUUUGCUAAAUCAACAAGACAACGACCCGGAUGCUGAUGCCGAUGAUCCAUCAUGUAUGGAUCAGGAUCAGUACAGUGAAGGCAACUCAGACGAUGACAUUGAAAUCCUCAAAGAGUGCAUCAACUCAGCCAUGCCUUCCAGAUUUAAGAAAGUAAGACCCACUAUAAUGUCAGCCCUAAACACUCAAUCUCGAAGAUCUGUGCAAUUACCAGUGUACAUGGUGCUCCAGAAUAAUAACAAUCAGAUUUGCUCUGGCCGGAAAGUCGGAAUGUGUGUGAAGGAUAUUCAUCAUGACGAUUCUUCUUACACUGAUUCGGCUGAAGGUACUCCAAUGUAUUUCUCGAGCACCACUUCUUUAAGCGAUGAGACUCUUCAGUACCCAGUCAAGAUGAAGGGGUCAAGAGACUGGCGCUCCAGAAACAAAGAGACGCAGGAACUUAUUGAUAUAGAGGCGAGGAGAAUUGAAGAACUGCGUCUCUUCUCUCGCUUCCAUAAAUCAACGAAAAUGGGAUGCAAUUCUGAUAUAGUAACGAACCAAACAAACCAAAUGAACAAAACCAUGAAACAAAUGACUCCUACUCAAAGGCUGCUUGUACAAAGUAGGGAAAUGGCAGCGAAGAUGACUCAGCAAAGAGUACAAAGCCAGUCACCAGUCCGACAAAUACAGAAGCAAGGACAGAGUCUGUCGCAAAGUAUGCCGCACUUAGAUUUUCCCAUCAGAAAACAAGGCACAGAUUUGUAUCAAAAUCAGAAGACGUACUCCAGAAAUAACACACAGGAAAAGGCAGCUUUGCAGAAAUUGCGGCGCCCAGCAGCCACAGAGGAAGCCACCUACUGCUUGUACGACAAUGAAAUUGAUAUAGAGAGUGGAAUGAUGGCAAGGGUAACGACAAGGCAGAAACAGCUUAACGAUUCAAGCAAGAAUAACCCAGUGCUCCACUAUGCGAACCCACAAGGUCGCAUUGACAAUUUUCACAGGAACGCACUUUACAGAAUCAAACAAAACCUGAUUAUGGAAGAAGCUCCCCCGUGUUACUCCCUCAGCUCAUCUCUCAGUUCUCUGAGUGAUGCAGAUUUUGAGGAACACCAAGGGAAAGCUCAGCGUGUAUGGCUGAGAAAUAAACACAAUUUGAUGUCCAAUCCAGGUCAGUGUCUCCCAAAAGCUCAACACGCUCAAAGCCAGUUUGAAGAUAACAGCUCACCAAGUUCAGUCAGCAUGGACUCUGAGGAUGAUCUUUUAUUAAAAUGCAUAACAUCUGCUAUGCCAAAGCAAAAGAAGAAACAAUCCAACAGAAAACGGAAAGGAGAGAAAAAGCAAAAACAGAAAACAACUCAACCUCAGAAGGACUCAGAAGUCUGGGGUCCUGGAAAUGAUCAGUACAGUGAUGAUAUGGCAUCUGAUAAAGAUUCCGAUCUUAACAGUGUUGAAUGGAGGGCGAUACAAGAGGGAGCGAAUACAAUAAUCACAAAGUUGCAAGCAUCCAAAUCCCAGGAACCAUCAUCUGAAUCAGAGUCAGUUCUUUCAUUUAUGUCUGGAUCAAGCUUUACCCCAAAACCUGACAUCAAUGAGAAGAAGGUACUCAAAGAUAAAAAGGCUAAUAAGCCACUUGAUUUUGCCCCACGUAAACCAGUUCCAAAUUUGCCUGUAGUUUUCAGAGGCAGAACUGUUAUAUACACACCCAAGAAAGAGACAACACUUUCGCAAAGACCACCACCCAAGAAAGUGACUCCAAAGGAUGCUCCAAAAAAUCCAAACCUUGCUCAGCACCGGUCCAGAAGUCUUCACAGAUUGGGGCGCCCCAAUGAUUCUACUCAACUGUCAUUACCCAAGAGAAGCUCGACUCCUCCUGCCAGGAUCCCAAAAAGCUCCUCUUCAGGAUCAUCUCAAAGUUCAACCCCUUGCAGACAGCCUUACAAAAAAAUAACAUCUCCUACCCAAAUAGUCAAGCAAAGUCCAAAGGUGGCAAGCUCAGCUCCAAGUAGUCCACCUGAGAAGAAAGGAUGUGUUUCCCCACCAAAUCAAAACCCUAAAUCACCUCCCGACAGCAAAACUCAGAAGUCCCCUGUCAGAAUACCAUUCAUGCAGAAUCCAACAAGGCAGUCAAGAGCAAUAUCACCAUUGGUGACCAACCAACCUACUAGUACUAACAGACCGAAUAGCGGCACUCAAAUAACAGGAAGAAGAAUCCUACCAGCUAAUCGACUGGAUUUAGUUCGCAUGACAGCUGCUCAUUCGCGCAGUGGUGAAACAGAUCGUAAUGGCUUCCUCAGACAGUUGACCUUUAUUAAAGAAUCAGCAAAUGUCUCAAGACAAGACAUUCCUGGUUCGCGCUCAGUUCCUACAUCCAAGCAUGGAUCACCUCGAAGGGCACGCCCAGGAGCUCCAGCAGUUUUCCUAUGUUCCUCUCGCUGCCAGGAGCUGAAGCCGACAGCACAGGGUCCCAGAAGAUUGCAGGGGCUUCAAGGGCAAAGAAAUGGACAGGAGCAAGGCAUCCUCAAGCAGAAUAUGACUCUAUCAAGAGCAAAUUCCACCGACAGGGAUCUCACAGUGAGACGUCCUGCCAGGAGAACAAGUUCAGAGAGUCCCUGCAGGAUUCCGCAGAGGAACAUCCCAGAGCCGAAACCAAGGGAGAAGAAAGACGAUACGUUCAAAAGAUAUUCCUCCUCCCCCAGUAUAAACGUCUUAAGCCGUGUCACCAGCCGCUCCUCGCUGCGCUCCUCAUCUUCAGACUCGAGUGGACGAGCUAAGAGUGAAAAGGACAUAAAACAGAAACCGGCACAGAACAGAAACGGGUCACGAAACAGCAACAGCAAAGUCACCUGGAGGAGGAUUCGUGACGAGGACGUUCCCCAGAUCUUAAAGAGCACUCUUCCACCCACCGCACUGCCUCUGGUGCCUUCCCCUGAAGGGCACAAACCAAUGCCUCCUCCCAUGCCAGGAAAACUGCCAACAAUUACUCUGAUCUCACGGAAAACAAGCGAUGCAACAGUUCAAACCGAGGACUUCUCAGCCAACAAAACCAAUUCAAGCACGUCCCCUACAGCGGAGAGCGGCGCAGUGCUUUCAGACGAGGCAGCAAAGAUAGUUCUUCUGAGAAAAAUUAGCCUGACCUCUGGGAAUACCAUUCAAGAUGGAGAUUCUGAUGGAUCCCUCAAGAAUUACAGCACAGCUUCCACCUCAACCUUUCAGUCCGUGGAGAGCAGCCAUAGUGGAGGCGUAGGUCACUUCCGUCAGAGUUGCCCCAGCAAAGCAGUCCGAGUUACCCCAUUCAAUUAUGUUCCCAGCCAAUUGUCAUGUUGCUCCCAAGAAACACAGAGUCAAGCAGCAACAAUACCUGAGAAAUCGGGGGAAAAACUUGAGGCCUAGUGCCUGAAAUGGGUUGGCCACUCACUUGCAAGCUUGGCUUCUGUGUUCCUGAUACUGUAAAAACUCAGGUGGUUUAGUGAGCAACAUCUCUAAUCUCUAAUUUACCUCGGAUACUCAGUCUUGUGCUUGCUAGUUGCAUUGAAAUUUAUUUAUCGGACAAACAUUCUUCAGUCUUCAUUGGCUUUGUAUUUUUACCACUGGAAGUUGGAUGUAGGCAAAUAGGCAUGAACUGUAGUAUCUCAUCGAAUUUCGAGCCAUCGUAUGGAACCUGCCAUCCCUUUUUUUAUAUUUUUGUACAGUUACAUACAUGAACCAUUGCUUGUUUUGUUUUUUGACACUUGGAUCAUCUGAUCAUCUGGGAAAAGGAGUUAAAGUAAGAGUCCAAGUUCUAUAUGAACACAGUCACAGUGUUCUAUAUGAACACGUGAAUGAAUGGACAUUGGCAUACAGCUCUGUAUUCAUAACAAACAAUAUGCAAAUCACCCACGAUCAGAGACUUGAACACUGGACAUGCUGAAAAACUGUGUCUGAAAGCCCUUGACCCCAAAAAGACUGUUACACAGUGCAAACGAUACAAAACACACACAAAUACACACACGCAGACAUUUAUGCAUUCUGUAUUCAUACAGUAUUUCUAGUACGCUAUUUAUGCCACACUGACACUGAUUACAAAAGCCCUUAGCCUUCACUUUUAUUAUUGCAGGUAACAAAGAAAUAAAUACAUUUGUGGUAGAUCAGCCCAAGUCAGCACAGCAAGAACACAAUGUAAUCCUUGUUGGUAUUUAUGGAUGUUGUAUAUAUAUAUUUGCAAAGACUCUAAAUGCUUCCCAGUAAGCAAAAAGUACUCCAAGCACCGCUACUACUUAGCAUGCUCAGUAUUCACCUCGUGUGCACACCUACGUGUUAUCGAUGUUGAAUAAUCUCGUCCCCUGAGGCGUAAAGUAAAACAAACGGAGGAGAAGAAUCAUCUCUGAUCUUUUGAAUUUAGAAAAGGAGAUGUACUUGUUAAUUGUUUAGAAACUGUAUGUAACACACUUAGAUGGCUGUACAUAUUUCUGCUUAUUGAAUGCUUUGAUAAUGUCAUUUUGUGUAUGAUCAGGUACGGUUUAAGUCAUUUGGGGAAGGGACGAUACAGUAGUUGUACUUCUGCAGGUUGUUGAAGAGAAACGAUUUAAGACCGAAAUGAUCAAUGAACUCAACACUGAAUUCCUGGGCCUGUCAUGAUAAUUAUGGUAUUGAUGAAUCGUACAAUAUAUGGACGUGUCCUCAAUUAUUUUUGCUGAUCUGAAGGCUGAUCUCAUGCCUUCUCUUGUACAUGUGCUACUUUUUAGAUCUGUAGGUGCAUCAGCUAUCGUACGCUUGUGCUGAUGAAGAUCAUGCUAGGAAUUAUGUGAGGAGAAAGCGCUAUCUACCCACCAAGAGAUAGUUGGGGCAGUUGAUGGCGAAGCAGCAUAAUUCACGGUUCAAACUGGCGAUCCUCUGAUCAUAGAGAGAGCAUUGUAGUCUCCUGAACUUUUUAAACCUACUAUUAUCAUGAUUCAGUAAUAAUAAUAGUUUAUUUAUUAUGACAGACCUAUGCAUAUCUGUUAAAACAUGUACUUCAACUGCAUUUUAAACAGACCCGCAGUGAUAAAUUCCACCUGAAAUCUUUUGUAACCACAAAUGAACAAUUACAGUAAACUGACAGCUACGACUCUACUAUCUAUAUUAUGAAUGAUGAACAUGCUUAUAUAAAAAAAACAUGCUCUAUCAUUUAAUAUUAUAUGGUAAGCAGAAUUUUUUUAUGUAGCUGUUUCACAUUAGUUGAUGGCUACUUAUUCGAACCACAAUUUUUACCACAAAAGCAUUUAAAAUAGGAUAUGGACGGAUACAAGGGGAAAGUGAUUGAUAAAAUAAUAUACUCAGUAACAUAACAGUACUAAACUCAGAAGUUGCACAGCAAAAUCUGUAUUUACUCAAAAUCAAAGAAGUAUUCCUUCAUAUUGGAUUAACGGGAGAGGUAAAGAAAUUAUACACAGAUCCAUCAGUGAACAUUCAUAAUUACAAUUUAAACUGUUACUGUGUUUUACUAAUAUACACAAUAUAUAGCACUUCCACAAGAACAUACUUUAAUUAGAAAUUGCUGUCCAAAUCAAUGUGUGAGCUCUGUACACCGAAAUGUAAAGUUUUUUUUGCCGAAAGCAAAACUCAGAAUGUGUUGAUGACCAACAGUAUUUCCUAGUGAUGGCCAAGGGUUGAUUUCCAUAAUAAAUGUUCUCAUCAUG